AUGGCCUCUACUCAUGAUGAGCUGCCUUCAAUGGCGGUGUUCAGCCCGCAGAGCAAGGCGCCACAAGAGGCAUAUCUGGACGAAUUACGGUCCUAUCUGUGCGGAAAGGCUGAACUUCGACCUUUACUUGACGCCAUCGAAGAUCUCCCGAACACGUGGUCCAUCUUUGCCGACAACAACCCCGACAUUGCAGCUUUGAGCCAAGGCUUACGGUAUACCCAGGCCUUGUCCGACUGGGUCAGGAAUGGGAAUUCAUCAAGGAUUGCCAAUGUCAUGUCUGGGAUUUUGUCAUUACCUCUGUUGACCAUAAUCCAAACGGUACAGUAUUUCCAAUUCCUCGAAGUCAAAAGGCUCCGCCACCAUGACUUCAUAGCGCGGCUUCGGGAUAGAGGAGGAGUGCAAGGCUACUGUGGAGGACUCAUGCCUGCUAUUGCAAUCGCCUGCUCUGCGAGCGAAGCCGAAGUAGCCAUCAAUGCCUCCAAAGCCAUGGGCAUCGCACUAGGCGUUGGCGCUUAUGGUGAGCUUGGAGACGACGAGAACAUAGAGGGCCCAACUACAAUAGUCGUCCGACUCAAAUAUCCGGGCCAAGCCCAGGAGAUCAUAGAGGACUUCAACGACGCGCACAUAUCAGCCAUCACGGACCCAAAGACUGUCAGUAUUGUUGGGACGUCCAAGUCACUUGCAGAAAUCCAGGUCCGAGCAAAGGCUCGUGGGAUGCAAACCCAAGCCAUGCAUCUGCGAGGGAAAGUGCAUAAUCCGGAAAAUGCCGAUUUGGCACAGGAGCUAUGCACACUUUGCGAUAAGCACGAGAGUCUUCUGCUGCCGGACGCUUCGCAUUUGAAAUCUCCUUUGAGAUCCAACAAGAACGGGGAGAAGAUUCUGGAGGGGUCCCUCAAUCAUGAAGCAAUUGAGACGAUCCUGGCAUCGUGCUGCCAAUGGUACAACCUUCUCAAUGGCGUCUGCAGAGAUUUGGAGAAGACCGGAACUCAAACCCAUCUUUUUGCUGCGUUCGGGAUUGGCGACUGUAUUCCUUUGGCUCCAUUCCAUAAAGCAGGGCUGCAGAUCACAAAACUGGAUAUUCUCUCCUUCAUCAAAGCUUUAAUGCCACCUGUUCUGCCAGUGUCUGACUUUGGUGUCAAGUAUGCUUAUCCGACAGAUGCGGUUGCUGUCGUAGGUAUGGCAUGCCGCCUACCUGGUGCUAACAACAUCGAAGAACUCUGGGAUUUAAUCUCGUCUGGCAUUUCGACUGUGGCACCGGUCCCGCAAGAUCGGGUGGACAUUGCGCAUAGCUUUCGAGCUUUGCAAGACCCAAAGUGGGCCGCUAAGCAACAGUGGUGGGGCAAUUUCAUAUCUGACAUCGGCUGCUUCGACCACAGCUUCUUCCGCAUGAGCCCACGAGAAGCGGCGUCAAUGGAUCCACAACAACGGAUUCUUCUUGAGACAGCAUAUCAAGCAAUGGAGUCGAGCGGGUACCUUGGAUCGCACCGACGCGAAACGGGCGAUCCUGUCGGAGUCUUCCUAGGAGCAAGUUUCGUUGAGUAUCUGGACAACACUUCUGCAAACCCGCCCACCGCAUACACCUCUACUGGGACAAUCAGAGCGUUUCUAUCCGGCAAGAUAAGCUAUCACUUUGGUUGGACCGGUCCUUCCGAGAUUCUCGACACAGCAUGCUCGUCUUCCCUAGUCGCCAUCAACAGGGCUUGCAAAGCGAUUCAGAAUGAUGAGUGCUCAAUAGCACUUACUGGUGGUGUCAAUCUUAUCACUGGUGUUCACAACUACUUGGAUCUUGCAAAAGCAGGCUUCCUCAGUCCAACUGGGCAAUGUAAGCCAUUUGACAGCGGCGCAGACGGCUAUUGUCGUUCAGAGGGUGUAGGACUUGUUGUUUUGAAGCGCUUGAACCAAGCCUUGACCGAUCAAGACCAGAUACUUGGCGUUAUCCCCGGCGCAGGCACCAAUCAAGGUGGCUUAAGUCCAUCACUCACAGUUCCGCACAGCGCUGCUCAGGUAAAGCUGUACCGGGGUAUCCUCCAUCAAGCGGGAAUGAGACCGGAGCAGGUAUCUUAUUGCGAGGCCCACGGCACAGGCACCCAAGCAGGCGAUCCAUUAGAAGUAGCAAGUGUACGGGAAGUUUUCGGGAGCCCUGAACGGCAAGAUUACAUGCAGUUGGGGUCGAUAAAAGGCAACAUUGGCCAUUGCGAAACUGCUGCUGGAGUUGCCGGUCUUCUCAAGGCGCUGGUCAUGGUCAACAAAGCCGCAAUACCGCCUCUAGCUAGCCACAAGAGUUUGAAUCCAAAGAUUCCAGCUCUCGGGACCGACAGACUUGCAAUUUCAAGCACUCUAGAAGCUUGGAAGGCUUCGCCGAGAGCCGCACUGGUGAAUAGCUAUGGUGCAGCUGGAAGCAAUUCAGCUGUUCUGGUUUGCCAGGCUCCUGAUAAUGAUAGACAGCCUGCACGCUGGUCACCGCCCUUGGAUUUUGCCUAUCCAAUCAUACUGAGCGCUGUGUCCAAGGCCAGUCUGGUUGCCAAUGCUGAGAAGCUAGCAACCUUUCUUGAGACUUCAAAGUGCACGAUCGCUGAUGUCGCGUUUACCCUCGUCGAAAAGCGCAAACGCCAUCCAAUACGAUUCGUGUCGAUGGCGUCGAAUAUGCCGGGGAUGGUCAAAUCUCUACGAUCGAUACAGGACCCCUCGGACGCUCCGCAGCCAAGAAAGGUGGUGUUGACCUUUGCUGGCCAAAGCCGGCAAUCUGUUGGGCUGAACAAAAAUCUGUACGACUCAUUCCCUCUCUUCCGGCAGCAUUUGGAUGCAUGCAACGAGCUGUUACAGCAAAGUGGCUUUUCUUCCUGUAUACCAGCAGUCUUUGACAAGGAGCCUGUUGGGGAUAUUGUGGCACUCCAGUGUGGGUUGUUCGCUGUUCAGUAUGCAUGCGCUAUGGCUUGGAUCGACAGCGGACUCCAAGUGGAAGCUGUAGUUGGUCACAGCUUUGGGGAAUUGACAGCUUUGGCGGUGUCGGGUAUCCUAUCCCUCAAAGACGCUAUCAAGCUUGUUGCUACCCGAGCUGUAUUGAUGCAGUCAAAAUGGGGCCCCCAUAAAGGGACAAUGCUUUUGGUGGGUGCAGCUGCUGAGGUUGUGCGAAAAAUAAUCUCCGGAAGGCAAGAUGUCGAAAUUGCUUGCCACAAUGCUCCAACAACCCAGAUUGUCGUGGGCACGGAAAGUGCCAUCUCAGAGGUCGAAAAUCUUGUCAGCCAGGAUUCAGAGUAUGGUGGCAUCAAAUGUAAACGCCUAGAUGUUACGCAUGGCUUCCACUCCCGCUUCACCGAACCACUGCUGAAGGAUCUUUCUGCGGUGGCUAACUCGAUGGCCUUCAAAGCGCCAUCGAUCCAUUUAGAGUCCUGCACCUUUGAAGAGCUACCCCAAGUAGGACCCGAACGUAUCGUCCGACACACUCGAGAGCCUGUCUUUUUCCACCAAGCUGUACGCCGCCUGGAGCAGCGAUUUGGCUCAUGUCUGUGGCUCGAAGCUGGCUUCGACUCUCCGAUCACAGCAAUGAUUAAGAGAGCAGUUGAGACCCCGGAGAAGCACCACUUUCAGGAUCUGAAGACUCCGAGCGGAACAAACCCCACUGUCUUGCUUCCUACCAUAACAACCAAACUUUGGCAAGAGGGUGCCUCGACCUCCUUUUGGGGCUUCCGUCCUUUGCAUGAAACGCACGUCAAGCAAGUAUGGUUGCCACCGUACCAAUUCGAACGAAGCUACCACUGGAUGCCCUAUACCGACCAUGCUUUGGAGAUGAGUGAAAACCAAGCUAUCGGCGGCAAAGCAAAACCUGUGAUGGAAACGUCAAGUAAGCCCCUACAACUGGUCGAACCUCGGACGAAACCCAAAGAAGAGGGUGAAUAUACCAUUAAUACACAAGCUCAACGCUACACCGGCAUCGUUUCUGGACACGCCGUUCUAAACAAACCACUGUGCCCCGCAGCUAUGUACAUGGAAUGCGCAGUGAUGGCCGCUCAAUUAUCACUUGGCAAGACCGAGAGUCAGGGUCUUUGGUUUGAGGAUCUGACCUUCGAAGCGCCUCUCGGAGUUGACCAUGGUCGCGAUGUUACUGUUGUCUUGAAAAAGGACGGUUCAGACAAGGCUUGGUCUUUUGUUGCCAGGAGCGUAAGCAAAGCCAACCCAAGCCCCAAACCGACAUUGCACGCCAAAGGAAAGUUUGGUUUCUCUUCGACCACUCGAUUCGAUCGGUAUGAUAGACUCAUGACGGGCCGCAUAGCGCAACUCAAGGAGCAGCCCGAAGUUGAGAAGCUGAAAUCCAAAAGAGCUUACGAACUGUUUUCUCGAAUUGUUGUGUACGCAGAGCUUCUGAAGGGAAUAUCGUCGAUCACAUUAGGGGAAUCGGAAGCAUUGGCAAUGAUCGAUGUACCGCUCCAUAGCAAUACCAAUGACAGCUCUGCGACAGGAAUUUGCGACACAAUAGCGCUGGACACCUUCAUUCAGGUGGCAGGUCUUUUGAUCAAUUCCAGUGCGCAUUGUGCCGGGGAUCAGGUUUUCGUUGCCACUGGUGUUGAGAAUUUUUCGAUGGGCGCGGCCUGCGACUUUGACAGGUCCAGGAAUUGGAUUGUGUAUGCCAUGUUUACACCUGUGGGUGACGGGAAAGCGAUGGGAGAUGUUUUUGUCCUCACAAGAGAUAACGUCGUGGUCAUGACGGUCAUGGGUGUACAAUUCACUAGGCUUCCGGUCACAAGGUUAGACAAGCUGCUGGACUCUGCUAAUCCUAAAGCUCGCGACGCGCCGGUCGCGAAACCGACUCAGCCAACUCAGCCACACUUCAUAGAUGCGACACCUGUUACCUCUAGCCAGAAACAGAGCGAUUCUGACAGUGAUGAGGAUGGUCUGCAGUCUGGAAGCAGUAGUAACACCUCUCUUGACAGCGAUUCGGAGGGGCCUGAUGAUGAUGGUAGUGUGAAGACACUGAAGUCUCUCAUCGCAUCGUACGUCGGGUUGGCCGAAGAUGCCAUUUCCGAUGAGGCGAAUAUUGCGGACCUGGGAGUCGACUCCCUAGCUGCUACAGAGCUAGCCGAUGAGGUCUCGAAUACCUUCUCCACGGAAGUCGCUGGGGACGAAAUUCAGAUGAUGACAUUCGGCGAACUGUGUCAAAAGGUGGCACCCCAGAAAGCAAGCAGACCCUCCAAGGCGAGUAAACCGGCUCCAACCCAAAUUUCAACAAUUGCGCCACUGCCAAGCGUCUUACCCGGCAAACCUGAAGGCUCGAAGCCUGUAGCAGAGGCUCUGUCAAGAGCAAAUCCUGCACUAUCCGAUACCACUGUCCUUCAAUCCGAUCCCAUCCAAAUCCUUCGAGAAUGUGAUCCCUUAAUUGGCACAUCUGCCGACAAACACGGCUUCACUGAUUACUGGGACUUAGUCGCGCCAAAGCAGAAUCAGCUCGUCUUGACGUAUAUUGGAGAGGAACUCAGAAAACUGAAUCUUGAUCUCUGGACGGCUGAGGCUGGAGCGAUCCUUCCAAAUAUCGCAUAUCUUCCAAAGCACGAACAAGUUGUCCAGAGACUGUGGGAUAUUCUUGCCGAUCAUGGCAUUGUGUAUCCCUACGAUUCCAAAAUGAUCCGGUCCAGCAAGCCUCUUUCAACAACACCAUCCACAGAUUUGCUCAAGGAAAUCAAUGCCUCGUUUCCGAAGUAUGCCAACGAAAACACGCUUAUGUCUGUCACGGCACCCUAUUUCGCCGAAGGAUUGGCCGGGAAAACUGAUCAUAUCGGCUUGCUCUUCGGGAACCAGUUCGGCCAGGAAUGUCUCAACGACUUUUACAACAAUUCGCCCCAGCUGGCAGUGAUGACGAGUCAUUUGCUUAACUUUUUCAACAAGCUUCUCGCGGAUAAUCCACCUGAAGGCCCACUUAGGAUCCUUGAAGUUGGUGCCGGCUUCGGAGGUACCACAAGACGACUGGCAGAAAUGCUAGAAAAGAAUGGUCGACCCGUGGAGUACACAUUCACCGAUGUCUCUUCUUUACUAGUGAAGGAAGCACGGAAGAAGUUUGCAAAGUAUUCGUGGAUGGACUUCCAGUCCUUGAACCUCGAGAAGGAUCCUCCAGCCUCUCUCCAAGGCACGUACGACAUUGUGAUCGGGACUAAUGUGGUGCAUGCAACAUCGAACAUUGUGAACUCGACAAAGCGACUGAGGUCUCUUCUGAAGAAGGGUGGCUUUAUGGUCUUAUCAGAAGUCACCCGUAUCGUGGACUGGUACGAUCUAGUUUACGGACUCCUAGAUGGAUGGUGGGCAUUCAAAGACUCUAGGACUUAUCCGUUGCAGCCUGCCGAUGACUGGGUGAGAGACUUGCAACAGGCUGGUUUCGAAAGCGUCUCUUAUUCGAAGGGGGACACUGAGGAGUCCAAUACACAACAACUCAUUAUCGGCUCCACUAAGCCAAGCAAGGUACCAAGUACUAGCGAGUCCGUGAAAGCCCGACUAAGGCAAAGCUACAGAACUGAGACGAUGCCCUACAAGAUCGUUGAAGAUACGAAAAUCCUGGCGGACGUGUACUUCCCUGAGAGCCCGGCGCCGACAGAACCCAUGCCAAUAGCCCUCAUGAUCCAUGGUGGCGGUUACAUGACACUUUCAAAACGUGCCAUAAGACCCCAUCAAACACAACUCCUCCUUGACAAUGGCUACCUUCCCGUCAGUAUCGACUAUCGACUAUGCCCUGAAAUCGAUCUGAUCGCCGGACCGAUGACCGAUGUCCGAGACGCCCUAGGCUGGUUGCGAACCAAGCUGCCCGAGAUUGCCCAAGCUCGUGGGGUCGUUGUGGAUCCGGCCAAAAUCAUCGCCAUUGGUUGGUCGACUGGUGGUCAUCUGGCCAUGACCACGGCGUGGACAUGUGAGGAGGUGGGACAAAAACCGCCUGCCGCGAUCCUCUGCUUCUACGGUCCAACUGAUUUCGAAUCUGAAGAAAUCGACCGCCCGCGCGCGGAGCAGUACCCUGAGCGAAGUAUGUCUUUGGACAACAUCCGCAAAUCUCUAUCAACAACACCCAUCACAUCCUACGACUCCCCCACCGGCUCCGACGGCACCAAUCUCGGCUGGGUCCGGCCGGGUGACCCGCGCUCCGAGCUCGUCCUCUCCCUCUUCAAAGAAAGCCACGGCCUCCGCGUCAUGCUCAACGGUCUCUCGUCCGCCGCGCUGGCCACCCCGCCCCCGCGGGCCAAAGUCCACGCCAUCAGCCCCAUGGCGCAGCUCAAAGCAGGACGCUACACCGUGCCGACGUUCGUGAUCCAUUCGGACCGCGACGAGAUCACGCCGUUCGCGGCCAGCGAGGCAUUCGUGACGGAACUGACGGCGAGGGGGGUCCGCGGUGGACUGGGUAGGGUGAAGGGAAAGGGGCAUAUUCAUGAUUUGGCAUUGAAACCUGGAGAGGACGGGUGGGAGGAUGGCGUGGGGGUGGGUUAUGAUUUUGUUUUUCGGGUCGUCGGGAGGGGUGGGUGA
Messenger RNA from Letharia lupina, 7491 nucleotides. RefSeq lists its product as uncharacterized. The record is from RefSeq and is a predicted model, not a curated record. The transcript has 5 exons. Gene Ontology annotation, biological process: fatty acid biosynthetic process; secondary metabolite biosynthetic process. NCBI's taxonomy places the organism in Eukaryota, Fungi, Ascomycota, Lecanoromycetes, Lecanorales, Parmeliaceae. Gene Ontology annotation, molecular function: 3-oxoacyl-[acyl-carrier-protein] synthase activity; fatty acid synthase activity. The coding region runs from base 1 to 7491 and encodes 2496 amino acids.